Molecule: messenger RNA, 1751 nt
Organism: Eupeodes corollae
Lineage: Eukaryota; Metazoa; Arthropoda; Insecta; Diptera; Syrphidae
Gene: wmd
Product: serine-threonine kinase receptor-associated protein
Exons: 3
Coding region: 426-1409 (327 amino acids)
Biological process (GO): spliceosomal snRNP assembly
Cellular component (GO): SMN complex
Molecular function (GO): RNA binding; protein binding
Source: RefSeq, a predicted model, not a curated record
GUCAUUACUGUCAUUUCGCUUAACAGAUUCGGUUCGAUAUUACUGAUCGUCCGUCAUCAAAUAUUUUUCCUUUUAUUUUUAAAAUUUCCUUCACAUCAUCUCAAAAUAAAAAGUGUAAAAUCAAUUUGAAUUUAUUAAAUAAAGAAUUUCCAUGGCACUAGCAUAAAUUUCCAUCUAAUCAUAAUAACCAAGCAAACGAUUUUACAGUAUCAAACAAAAUACAAGUUUUAGUUUCGGCAAAAAGAAAAGUUCCUCCAACCAGAACCGUGACAAAAGAAAACACCUUUCCAAUAAUUUAAAAAAAAUAUAAACUAAUCCAACUUAUUACCUUUAUACAAAUUAAAAACAAAAUCUACAAAUUCCAAUUGAAUUUUAUUUUUUUGUAAAGUUUGUGAUAAAUCGUUGCAACUUAAAACCACGCAAACAUGUCAUCAAAUCUCCGGCAAAUCCCAUUGACCUGCAGCGGCCAUACCCGUCCAGUUGUUCACUUGGAUUUCAGCGAUGUCUGCGACAGUGGAUAUUUUUUAAUAUCAGCAUGUAAAGAUGGAAGUCCUAUGCUUCGGCAAGGUGAUACCGGAGAUUGGAUUGGUACAUUCGAAGGCCAUAAGGGGGCCGUCUGGGGUGUUGCUCUAAACAAAAGCGCAACCCUAGCUGCAUCUGGUGCAGCCGAUUUUACCGGAAAAGUAUGGAAUGCCGUAACUGGCGGCGAAAUUCAUAGUUUCCAACACAAACAUAUUGUCAAGACGGUUGCAUUCGAUCAGACGUCCGAAAACAUUGUCACCGGCAGUAAUGAGAAACUAGUACGAGUCUUUAGUUUACAAAGUCCCACCGCCGAUGCUGAAUUAUAUACUGGUCAUACGGGGGCUGUUAAAAGAGCAUUGUUUUGCCGUGAUGACAAGUGCAUUAUAAGUGCGGCCGAAGAUAAGACUGUUAGGCUCUGGGAUCGUUUGACUGGCAAUGAAGUGCAGCGUUUGAAUUUCCCAAAUAAUCCCAAUAGUUUGGAAAUCUCAUCGGAUAAUCAUAUUCUAACAGUAACACAUGGAUCUAGCAUUAGUUUUUGGGAAGUUGAUACCCUUAAGAAGCUUAAGGAAGUCAAAAUGCCCACUAAUGUUGCUUCGGCUAGCUUGCAUCCCGAUAAGCAUGUCUUUGUGUGUGGCGGUGAAGACUUUAAAAUGUACAAAUUUGAUUACAUAACAGGAAAUGAAAUAGAAUCUUUUAAGGGUCAUUUUGGGCCGGUGCACUCAGUGAAAUUUAGUCCUGACGGAGAGUUGUAUGCAAGCGGUUCUGAGGACGGUACAUUAAGAUUAUGGCAAACGACUGUUGGCAAGACAUACGGCCUCUGGAAGUGCACGGAACCUGGUGAAUUGAACAAUUCUCUAAAUUCUCCACGCGAAGUUCAUGCCAAUUAAAUAUUUUAUUGGUUUUUAAUAUUUAAAAAAAAUGCUGAUCGUGCAAAUGGCCACAAAGAACUUCAAUUUUUCUCGAUACAACAAAAACAUAUAAUGCAAAAAGAAAAGAAAAAAUACAAACAAAACAAAACAUCAUCGUUAACAUUUAUAUUAUUUUGUUCGUUUUAUCAUUAAUUCAUCAUAAAUAUUAUUAUUUUUUUUUUACAAAACAAUAUUUUUUAUUUUUGUUUAAAUUGUGUUGAUUUAUUCAAUUCAGUUUUGCGAGUAGCUGCCACAUUUUUCAAUUUUUAAAUUGUGACUUUUAAGAAUAAAAAAGAAAUAAUUAAGGAAUUUAUAAAAAAA